AUGGUGAAGAUGAGUGUGGAGGCCGUGAAGGUGAAGGACCUGCAAAUUUGCACCUCCUUCAAUGGAGAUAAGGGAGAAUCCUGGGAGGGGAAUCAGGAGCCCGCAGAAGAACACCAGGGUCUUACCGCUAAACCAAAACAGAUGACAGGCAGACAAGCCCGCAAGGUGGAAGGAGGCGUGUUCUUUCCUAAACCAGAGAAUGCGGUGACAAUCGCCGUUUCCACACGGGUUCUCUUUCGAACGGAGCGAGAAGAGAAAGUGUUCGAGCAGCAUGGAGUGGAAGAGUACUUGAGAUACCAAAUCGAACACGAGAAUGAACCCUUCGCCCCUGGACCAGCUUUUCCAUUUGUCAAGGCUCUGGAGGCGGUAAACGCUCGGUUGCGCGAGCUUUAUCCACAAAGUGAAGAGCUGUUUGACAUUGUGCUGGUGACGUACAACCACGCCCACGUAGGGAUCCGCCUGAUCAACACCAUCAAUCAUCACAAUCUGUUCAUAGAGCGCUUUUGCAUGACGGGUGGAAGCAGUCCAAUCGGCUACCUCAAGGCCUGGCACACCAACCUCUACCUGUCGGCCGACGCUGACAAGGUCAGGGAGGCAUUGGCUGAAGGCAUUGCAGCGGCGACGAUGUUUACGCCAGAGAAGCGGACGGAGGUGUCGGAGUCUCAACUGAGGGUGGCGUUUGACGGCGACGCUGUUCUCUUCUCUGAUGAGUCGGAACGUAUUUUUAAGGCCCAUGGGCUGGACAAAUUCUUUGAGCAUGAACGUGAAAAUGAGGACACACUGCUCGAUCAUGGUCCACUGAAAGGUUUCUUGGAGGCCCUGGGGAAGCUUCAGAAGAAGUUUUACGCUAAAGGCCAGCGCCUGGACUGUCCUAUCCGUACCUUCUUAGUGACGGCCCGCAGUGCAGCCAGUUCCGGCAUUCGAGCCCUGAGGACCCUCAGGGCCUGGGGUCUGGAAAUUGAUGAGGCCUUGUUUUUGGCAGGGGCACCUAAAGGGCCAAUGCUAGAGAAGAUCAGACCACACAUUUACUUUGAUGACCAGAUGUUUCACGUUGAGGGUGCGGCAGAGAUGGGCACCAUUGCGGCACAUGUGCCUUAUGGCAUUGCGCAGAAGCACAACACCAGACAAAAUUCGGGUGUGAGGAAGUAG
Messenger RNA from Nerophis lumbriciformis (worm pipefish), 1149 nucleotides. The record is from RefSeq and is a predicted model, not a curated record. NCBI's taxonomy places the organism in Eukaryota, Metazoa, Chordata, Actinopteri, Syngnathiformes, Syngnathidae.